AUGCAUAAACAACAAACAGGGUUUAGGCAAUUGGAGCAGCAUCUGCAGCAGCAGCAUCUGCAGCAGCAGCAUCUGCAGCAGCAGCAUCUGCAGCAGCAGCAUGCAGAGAGAGAAAGAGACAGAGAGAGACAGAGAGAGAAACAGAGACAGAAAAAGGGAGAGAGACAGAGAAAGAGAGAGACAGAGACAGAGAGAGACAGACAGAGACAGAGAGAGAGACAGAAACAGAGAGAGACAGAGAGACAGACACAGAGAGAGACAGAGAGAGACAAAGACAGAGAGAGACAGAUACAGAAACAGAAAGAGACAGACGGAGACAGAGGGAGACAGAGAGAGACAGACAGAGACAAAGACAGAGAGAGACAGAGAGAGAAACAAAGGCAGAAGAAGCAAUUAGAGAGAGACAGAGACAGAGACAGAGACACAGAGAGAGACAAAUACAAAGAAACGAACACAAAGACAGAGACAGAGAGAGAUACAGAAAAGACCGCCUCGUGCAAUGAGCAGCAACAGCAGCAACAGCAGCAACAGCAGAAACAGCAGAAACAGCAGCAACAGCAGCAGCAACAGCAGCAACAUCAACAGCAGCAACAGCAGCAGCAGCAGCAACAGCAGCAACACCAACAGCAGCAGCAGCAGCAACAGGAGUUGUUGUGUAGUUUGUGUCUGACUUGUCCAGUGGUGAUAUCUGUGAUAUCUUGCCUCAUGCAAAGAGCAGCAACAGCAGCAACAGCAGCAACAGCAGAAACAGCAGCAACAGCAGAAACAGCAGCAACAGCAGCAGCAACAGCAGCAACAUCAACAGCAGCAGCAGCAGCAGGAGCAGCAGCAACAGGAGUUGUUGUGUAG
Eimeria mitis is the source of this 849-nucleotide messenger RNA. RefSeq lists its product as uncharacterized. The coding region runs from base 1 to 849 and encodes 282 amino acids. Lineage: Eukaryota; Apicomplexa; Conoidasida; Eucoccidiorida; Eimeriidae. The transcript is spliced from 5 exons. The record is from RefSeq and is a predicted model, not a curated record.